Molecule: messenger RNA, 5952 nt
Organism: Phialemonium atrogriseum
Lineage: Eukaryota; Fungi; Ascomycota; Sordariomycetes; Cephalothecales; Cephalothecaceae
Exons: 7
Coding region: 1-5952 (1983 amino acids)
Molecular function (GO): GTP binding; GTPase activity
Source: RefSeq, a predicted model, not a curated record
AUGCCCUCGCCCCCAACAGUUGUCGCCGCGAUCUCGAACCCAGCCCGGACCGCUCCAGCACUGUCGAGCACACCGCCCGCGACGACAACACUAUCGGACCAUCGCUACAACUCUCUGUCGCCCAAGUCUGUCGCCCCGAGACCCGCCGCCAACUCCACGGCCACCGCCAGCAGGAACCAUUAUUACAGCUCGGCUUCUAAUAACAGAUCUGCCGCCAAUACAGCACAUCCUAAUAGUCAACACAUAGCUUCCACCAUUGCCCUCCCCGCCCAGACCUUUUCCGCCGCCUCCCUCCCGCGAACCUCGUCGCUGCUUCCCCCGCCGAGAAUAGCCCCCGAGUCGUCUGAGCAGCCGCAGCCGCACCCCCACCCGCACCAGAAGCCGACAUUCCAGAACCCGUUCAAUGCUGCACAGCCCAUUGUCUUGCUGAACGAUCUCGAUCCCCCGCCGCCGAGGCUUUCCUCGCGCGCGAGUAGCGUCGGCGGCCCGACCGACGGCAUCCGCAACCUCAAUCGCUGGUCCGCCUCGACGACAUCGAGCCGAGCCUCCCCUACCGGCCAUCAAAAGUCCUCGAGCUUCGGCCGCUCCCGGAAUACGAGCGUGGAUAUCGUCGGAGGGGUACAAAGUUCGCCGAGGAAGCUGCACAAGAGCCCGCCCGCGGCAUCGGGUGCAACUGUUCGACCGCCUGCCUCGAGCCGAGUCCGCCAGGAAUCGCCCGUGACCGUCCCACCGUUCCAGGCACUCCCUCAAAUCGCCAGCCUACCUUCGCUGGAACGCGAUUUCCAAGGUGGUAAUUCUCCCGCAUCAUUACCUCCGCCCAGACCUCAACGAGAAGCUCCCACUCGCAGCGCCAGCGACGACGCGGGAUUCCACCGGGGGAAUGGUUCAGGUUCAAACCCAGGGGACACAUCGGUUCUCUCAGACCGCAUAAGUAGUAGCACAGGAUUUGCUCUCCCAGGGAGCGUCCCACAGAGCACCAAGAUGCUGUAUAACCCAAACGGCGAGAAUGGGGGUCACUCGCGCAGUCGAUCGGGGGGAACGAGAAGCAACAGUGAUACGACAUCGCAAUCCAAGAGUCGGGACCGCUCCGGCAAGCAUCCGUCUCAGAAAGCCAUGCUCUCCAAGGCAUUGCAAAAGGCGAACAUGGCCGUACAGCUCGACAACGCUCAGAACACAGAAGGCGCAAGAAGGGCUUAUUCAGAAGCUUGCGAACUGCUCCAGCAGGUCCUUGCGAGGACGGCUGGAGAGGAGGAUCGAAAGAAGCUCGAGGCCAUUUACAAGACAUACACUAGUAGGAUAGAAGAGCUUGAUCAACAAAUUCCAGGACCCCCUCAGGACGAGAAAGCCCUCCCGCGACGGCCCCCAGGCAAUGCGCAGCCGAACUUGGACGUCGGAAUAGCGAUCGACGACGACGAAGAAGCAGUUAUCGAGACCGCCACUGCCACGAGAGUUGGCCGAGACCGAUACAAUGGCAGAGACGCUCAAACAAUACCCAGUUACUCGAUGUGGGACGGCCCCUCGUCCUACCUCUCAGACCAACAACAACAAUCCCCCCCAACGAACUUGUCCCGGCCUCCGCGCGGCAUUGAUAAUGGACUGGCCCUACAACCGACUCGCAAUACCUACCUGCCCCCACCCUUAUCACCACGAAGGCCAUACUCUCCCGCCAAACCCGCUGAGCAGGUGCCCGACGAUCCCCCCUUCCGCGGCGAGAUCUCCUCGACAAACAGAUUAGCUCCGGCUCCUGGUGCAAUGAUGCACCAGCGCGGCCUCAGCCACGAGUCGGUAUCGUGGCUAGACCCCAUCGAUGAGUCCGGGGGCUCGUCGGCUUCGUCCGUCCAUUCCCGCUCCUCGUCUCUGCGGAUCAGGAGGAAGCAUAUCCGCCCGGUAAGUGGCAAUACGGAGGCCGAAUUCGAUGCUGCGUUGGACGAUGCUAUCGAGGCUGCCUACGACGAGGGAUACGAACCGGAUAAUCUCGCGGAUCACGGCAAGGAGACUUACGAGGAACAACCCGAGGAUGCCGUAGCAAAGGCGCUGAGACGCGUGCAGCUUGCGCGGGAGCGGGUUCGAGAGUCUGAACGCGAGGCGUUGGAGCUGGCAAACGAACGCGAGAAACGCUUACGGCUUCAGCAGCAGCUCGAGGACGAGGAACUACGGCAACAACAGGACCAGUCGACAGUGAUGGAGGACUUCUACGACGGCAACGAUUCCGAAGAGGAGGAAAGGCUAUUGGAGGAGAUGACCCAAGGCUAUGCCAUCGAGCACUUUGCCUUUGGCCCGCAGUCCAAGGCGGCCGUCCCGCGGGAGUCGGACUCGAGCUGGGCGACAAGCCGCACGUUCCACAGUUCCAUGGGCUCCAAUCCCCCAACCGCCACGACGAUUCUCACCACUGUGAGUGAGGAUGCGAUCAUGUCGAGUCAUUCCAAGCCUCCGACCCAACGGCCACCACCGCCCCCGACCCAGGCCUUACCACUCCUGCCCGGAACCCCCGGGACGCCACUUUCAGCCGCCUCCCAAAGCUCGUUCAGCUCGAACGGCCAGGGCGUGCGGAGUCGGCGACUGUCAGGCCAGAAUGCAAAGCAGCUCAAGAUCGAGACGACUAAACUCCAGCCGCCCACAUCUGCAACGGGCGGACCCACCUCUACGCAGCCGAAGACUGCGGGAUACAUUGUCCAGCAGAGACAAGCCCUCUCUGCGGGGCCGAACAGAACUGGCGGGCCCCAGUCAGCGAGGCCGGCGCCUUCCCCGGUUCCGGGGGCGAACUUGGGAGAUCCCGGUGCCGCACUAGCCACCCCCCCGUUUCCAACGAGUCUGACGAAUGAUGCGGAAGGACGGUCCGGAUCGCCAUCGGUAUCGCGGCCGCUCUUGAGGAAGAACUUCUCGUCUUCGAGCUUAAAGAGUCUAAGGUCGCGAAACCUGUCAAUGUCGAACAUCGACGAUGCGUCUGAUCUCUCUCCAGGGACGCCAUUGAGCACCCGCCUCCCGGCGCUGCCGAAUCUCCCUCCCCCACUCGCUGCUGCAUUCAAGGAUCGGGUCAACAGUACCUCUACAGGGGGACUGUACUUGUUCGAGAGCGACUUCCACUCGCCCCAGAGCCCCGGAUCGCCUGAUCCGCUGCUCACAGACUCGCCUGCUCCGCUCGAGCCCUGUCCGACGGAGGUCAUGCUCCGGCCAUUCUGGCUCAUGCGGUGUCUAUACCAGACCCUGUGCCACCCCCGCGGCGGGUAUCUGAGCAGCAAGCUUUUUGUCCCGCGAGACGUGUGGCGGGUCAAGGGCGUGAAGCUAAAGAACGUGGAGGAUAAGAUCUCGAACUGCGACUUGCUCACGGCGGCGCUGCAGAACCUCUCCCGCGUCGACACGUGCGACGCCGACGCGGUGCUCGAGGAGAUGCAGUCCCUCGAGGGCCUCCUGGAACAGGUGCAGGCCGCGCUGACGCGCAAGCUGGGGAGCGACGUCGGCGUCCAGGGCGCGAGCUCCCUGUUUAAGGAGGCGAGCGGGGUGGACAGCAGCGAGUCGGCGGCGGCGGUGCCCCGGUCGGCGAGCGUCGGCGGCAAGGGCAGCAGCUUCUCGUGGCGGCGGCUGCGGAGCAAGAACAGCUCGGCGGCCCUGGCCAGCGGCGCGGCGUACUCGGGCAAGGGCGGCAGCGGCGGGAGCUCCAACUCGAACUCGACCACUCCCAUAGACGGGACGGGCGGCAAGGACACGCUCCUCCCUAGUCUGCCAAUGACGAACCAUCCGGCGCGCCGGGUCCCCAAAAGGGAUGUUGGCAGUGCGCAGUUUGGGGGCCCGAAUGCACAGUAUAUGGCGUCGCUGGCGAAGUUGUUCGACGCCGCGCAGACAGUCGAUCAAAUCGCUAGGCAGGUUGAAGAUCCCGGCCUCCGACACGCGGACAAGACGCAGGUGGGCCUCGAACUGUGCACCAGACACGCGGCCGAGUUCUUUGGGUUCUACAUCUGUCGCUUCGCCGCCCAUCGGAGCCUCCAACACCUCGCGAAUGGCCUGAUCCCGAGCCCGAAGCCCUCCAGGAGUCAUUCGCCAGUUGUGGCACCGAGGAGCUACAGCACAACGAGCAGGGAAAAGGGCAGGCCCACGCCCUCGGAGCUCGAGGAGCGCAUCGCGGCCAUCCCGCUCGAUCGCUAUCGCAACUUCUGCAUCGUCGCACACAUCGACCACGGCAAGAGCACGCUGAGCGACCGCCUGCUGGAGCUGACGGGCACUAUCAGUGCGAGUGAUGGGAACAAACAGAUCCUUGACAAGCUCGACGUGGAGCGCGAGCGCGGCAUCACGGUCAAGGCGCAGACGUGCACGAUGCUGUACCGGCACCCGGCCGACGGGCUCGACUACCUGCUGCACCUGGUGGACACGCCGGGCCACGUCGACUUCCGCGCCGAGGUGACGCGGUCGUACGCGUCGUGCGGCGGGGCCGUGCUGCUGGUCGACGCGUCGCAGGGCGUGCAGGCGCAGACGGUGGCCAACUUCUACCUCGCCUCGGCCCAAGGCCUGGCCGUCGUGCCCGUCGUCAACAAGGUCGACCUGCCGACCGCCGAUGUCGAGAGGGCGGUCGACCAGCUGCGGGUGGGGUUCGACAUCGACGUCGGCGAGCGCGGCGAGAGGGCCGUGCGGGUCAGUGCCAAGACGGGGAUGGGGGUCGGUGAGGUGCUUGCUGCGGUUGUGGAGAGGGUGCCUGCGCCCGUCGGGAAUGUGGAUGCGCCGCUGAGGAUGCUGCUGGUGGAUAGCUGGUAUGACACGUUCAAGGGGGUGGUGCUGCUGGUGAGGGUGUUUGACGGCACGGUCAAGCCGGGGGACCAGCUGGUCAGCUUCGCGACGCGGAACAAGUACACUGUCGGGGAGGUGGGGGUGCAGUACCCCAACCAGGUGCCGCAGACGAUGCUGCGGGCGGGGCAGGUCGGGUACGUGUACUUCAACCCGGGCAUGAGGCGGAUACAGGACGCCAAGACGGGCGACACGUUCACGACGGUGGGCAGCGAGGCGAGGGUGGAGGCGUACCCCGGGUUCGAGGAGCCGAAGCCCAUGGUGUUCGUGGCGGCGUUCCCGACGGACCAGGGCAACUACGGCAAGCUGGCUGACAGCAUCAACCAGCUGGUGCUCAAUGAUCGCAGCGUGACACUGCACAAGGACCACUCGGAGGCGCUGGGCGCGGGCUGGCGGCUCGGCUUCCUGGGCAGCCUGCACUGCUCCGUCUUCCAGGACCGCCUGCGCCAGGAGCACGGCGCCGACCUGAUCAUCACGGAGCCGGCGGUGCCGAGCCGCGUCGUGUGGCGCGACGGCACCGAGACGGUCAUCACCAACCCGGCCGAGUUCCCCGAGCCCGAGGAGUCGCGCAUCCGGUCCGCGACCGUGUACGAGCCCGUCGUGCGGGCCACCAUGACGCUGCCCGAGGAGUACCUGGGGCGGGUCAUUGAGCUGUGCGAGUCGGCGCGCGGCGCGCAGCAGGGCAUCGACUUCUUCCACGCGACGCAGGUGAUCCUGCGGUACGAGCUGCCGACGGCUAGCCUCGUCGACGACCUGUUUGGCAAGCUCAAGGGCGCCACGAAGGGGUAUGCCACCCUCGACUACGAGGACGCCGGCUGGCGGGAGAGCCACCUCGUCAAGCUCAGCCUGCUCGUCAACAAGCACCCCGUCGACGCCGUCACGCGCGUCGUGCACUCGACCCAGGUCGAGAGGCUGGGGAGGCACUGGGUCGGCAAGUUCAAGGAGCACGUCGACCGGCAGAUGUUUGAAAUCAUUAUCCAGGCCGCGGUGGGCAAGCGCGUCGUCGCGCGCGAGACAAUCAAGCCGUUCCGCAAGGACGUCCUCGCCAAGCUGCACGCUAGCGACAUCUCGCGGCGGAGGAAGCUGCUGGAGAAGCAGAAGGAGGGGAGGAAGAGGCUCCGCGCCGUCGGGAACGUGAUCAUCGACCAAUCCGUCUUCCAGAAGUUCUUGUCCAAGUAA